Messenger RNA from Oncorhynchus mykiss (rainbow trout), 2315 nucleotides. RefSeq names its product GTP cyclohydrolase 1. Gene Ontology annotation, cellular component: cytoplasm. Gene Ontology annotation, molecular function: GTP binding; GTP cyclohydrolase I activity; zinc ion binding. Lineage: Eukaryota; Metazoa; Chordata; Actinopteri; Salmoniformes; Salmonidae. Gene Ontology annotation, biological process: tetrahydrofolate biosynthetic process; tetrahydrobiopterin biosynthetic process. The record is from RefSeq and is a predicted model, not a curated record.
GUCUGGUAUAUAAACGGAGCGCAGGUCAGGGCCAUGGACAAUCUGCUGCUGUUCACUGCUUGGCGGACAACAAAACGACAACAAAACGACAAUCAGCAACUUAUUGAGUUAGAAAGGCUGUAUAUUGUUUCUCCCUCUGUCAGAUCGAAUACCAAAAACCAGCGGCGAUGAACAGCCAUUGUAACGGGACCGGGAAGCAGCUGGUGACAGAUUUCUACUAUAAUAACGGUUUCAGUGAGCCGAGCCUCGAGACCAAGAAGACCACCGUACAGCAGCGGAAACAGCAUGAGACGUCCGGUAAAGAUGCUGAGGAUGAGUCCCGGUUACCGGCACUCGAAGCAGCGUACAGCAGCAUCUUGCGGGGUCUCGGGGAGGACACGGACCGGCAGGGGCUCCUGAGGACGCCUCUAAGAGCCGCCAAGGCAAUGCAGUUCCUUACCAAGGGAUACCACGAGGACGUGUACGACAUCCUGAAUGAUGCCAUAUUUGACGAGGACCAUGACGAGAUAGUGAUAGUAAAAGACAUUGAAAUGUUCUCUCUUUGUGAACACCACCUUGUACCCUUUUUUGGCAGGGUACAUAUCGGAUACCUGCCAAAUAAGAAGGUGGUCGGGCUUAGCAAACUGGCUAGGAUUGUUGAGAUGUACAGUCGGAGGCUCCAAGUCCAGGAGCGUCUGACCAAGCAGAUUGCCAUGGCGAUAUCAGAAGCUCUACAGCCAGCUGGUGUGGCUGUGGUUAUAGAGGCAGCGCACAUGUGUAUGGUGAUGCGUGGGGUUCAGAAGAUGAACAGUCGAACUGUGACCAGCUGCAUGUUGGGGGUGUUCAGAGAAGAUCCAAAGACUCGAGAAGAGUUCCUACGACUCACCAAGACUGCUUAGCAACCAUCUCUGACCCCUGACCUCUAGCCCCUGCCCUGACCCUGUAAAGCACAUGUUCUCUGGGUAGAGUUCCUAAGACUACUCCACACACCUCACAGAAGCCUUAUAUACACAAAAGGCAAUGCAGGCUAUAAUUAUGAGAGGCUAUAAUUAUGGUGCCUUCAGCUAACCUCAGCUAGAAAACCUGACAGUCUUAAAACAUGAUCUCUGCUGUAUAGAAAGGUAUAUAUAUAUACACUAGUUAUACACUAGUUAUAAGCACUAGAUAUGACUUGUUAAGACUGAGAUGUAUUGUGAUACUGCGAGCAGGAAAGUGCCCUACCUCUUACAUUUUUUAAUGCAACUCAUGAACCAGGUUUCCACUCAACAUUUUUAUGUGAGUAAAGUACAUGUCGGAUAAAAAAUGUCACAACAGACCUGAUGGAAAUAGCAAAUUUGUCGGUAAACUUUCCAAAUGUCGACAAAACAAAAUACGCUAGACAAGGUGGGGUCUUCUUGUGGCUGUAAAAAUAGUUAUGUGAGGAGUUGCGGUGGGAAACGCCUUUAUGCGCAAAUAUUGAUAGAAUAACCAUAUUAUCUCAAGUAAAUUUGGAGUCACGCAAUAUGUUGUGUGGUACUCCCACUACGUCUCAGGAAAUCAUGCAGUUUAUUAGGCUACAGAUAAAAUAAGUAAUGAAAUUCACUCCUUUAUAUUAAAUAUCAAGUCUUAUUCUUGUGAUAUGACCAGAGUGGGGGCACAUACCAGAUAUAACCUAGCAGUUUUGUGACAAGCAUCAGUAGAGUUGAAAAUGCAAUGGAAACCCAUUUAACUUGUAUUUUUUAAAACUUGUAUAUUUAACCACAAAAGUUAUUUUUAUGUGCACUACGUCAUCAUGCACAGCCUUUUAUCCGCAACAAGUACAUUUGAUGGAAAUACAUCUCUGGUGGGAAAAUUUGCAUAUUGUUUAUAUGCAGAUUUUUGAAUAUUCACAUGAAAAUCUGUCACACCGAUUGGGUGGAACCUAGUUACUGUCAUCAAGUUGCACUUUUUUAGGACCUCUUAUUUUACCUACAGAAUGUAGAAACAAGCUGUUUUCACAUAUGUAGACACUGGUAUGGUGCUGGAGAUUUGAAUUUUUUUAUUUACUUAACCUUUCUUUUGACAGGGAGUCAAUGUUAAGACCGAGGUCUCUUUUCCAGAUGAGCCCUGUUUAGCACAACAAUGCACAUUAAACUACACAACAAUUAAAUACAUGUUAUUAUACACAAAAAGAAAAACACAAUCAUAAAAAAACAGACAUUCUUCAGUAAAAAAGUUCCGGAACAACCAUCUGAAAUGCUCUAGAGGUAUCAAUUCCUCCAAGUUUGAAGUGGAUUGUAUGUAGAUCAUUCCACACUUAAGGUGCAAGGAAAUUAAAGGCUGAUUUACCUAACUCUAAAAGCCAAAGGAAUCUCCAG